AUGACCAAGGGUAAUCGUUUCACAAAAGUCUUCUGGCAAGCGUAUGAGAUAAAUCAGCAAAAUGCUGCAACACACUGGGUAAAAAUUUAUGACCCUCAAAAGACACGAUUUGAAGUGCCAGAAUCGUACAACCAAAGAACUCAUCGCAGUGGAAAAAAAUGGUCGGUUUCAUUACCUGAUCAAACAUGUCAACGCGGUGAAUUUACUGCUUUUAGGUACCCCUGUAGUCAUGUUAUAGCAGCACGCACCUCCACAAAUCACGAUCCAAUGCAAUACAUUGAUCCGGCUUACAGUGCCGCAUAUCAAUGUCAAGUAUACGCAAGGCAAGGGUACCCAAUCAGCAAUGAGGAUUUUAUCCCACGAAGUCAGGGACCAAUUGUGAUUCCAGAUGUGUUGAUGUGGCGUAAGAAAGGAAGGCCUAAAAGCAAUCGUAUACAAAACGAGAUGGACAUACGUGAAGGAUCAACUAUUCAUACGCGAUGUGGUUAUUGUAGAGUUGUGGGCCACAAUAAGCGUAACUGUCCAAGACGCCAACCUACUGAGCAGAGAUAA
Gastrolobium bilobum is the source of this 552-nucleotide messenger RNA. RefSeq lists its product as uncharacterized. Bases 1 to 552 code for a protein of 183 amino acids. NCBI's taxonomy places the organism in Eukaryota, Viridiplantae, Streptophyta, Magnoliopsida, Fabales, Fabaceae. The record is from RefSeq and is a predicted model, not a curated record. The transcript has a single exon.